Suillus bovinus is the source of this 705-nucleotide messenger RNA. RefSeq names its product SRR1-domain-containing protein. NCBI's taxonomy places the organism in Eukaryota, Fungi, Basidiomycota, Agaricomycetes, Boletales, Suillaceae. Gene Ontology annotation, biological process: microtubule-based process. The transcript is spliced from 6 exons. The record is from RefSeq and is a predicted model, not a curated record. Bases 1 to 705 code for a protein of 234 amino acids. Gene Ontology annotation, cellular component: cytoplasm; nucleus.
AUGGAAGACACCUCGUUCGAGUAUUCACAAGCCACGACUCGCGCUCGCGCUCGAAAGAACAGGAGAGGUAAUGGCAGACACGAACAGCCUUUGCUAACAGAUCUCGUAGAUCGCUCUAUAGCGGAUAUUGAAUCCAAUGGCUGGAUGACGACUUGUCUAGGCCUAGUCAAAGACGCACUGCGGAAGACUAAUAUGACGUGUCCUGAUGUGUUGUGUCUUGGUCUUGGGAGUCCCUCAUCGUCGCGUGAGGCCCGAGCGCAACUGGCUUUCCUCAUCAGUUCAUGCACUAUCUUGGAAAUAGGUCCAUCAAAUGUGUCCGUAUACGAUCCAGUGUUCACGGAUGCAGAUAAGGCAUUAUUUCAGAGCUUCGGAAUGCGAUGUCUGCCGGACACAGCAAGUCUUUUUGCUCAUGAUGGAAAGCAUGUGGUAGAACGUCCAACGAUCCUGUAUAUGCCACAUUGUGACCUGAAGCUGUAUGAAAACAUUAUCGGUGCUAAUUGGUCAGAAGAACAACUGGCUCGCAUCAUUUUUAUUGCGAACCGGUUCAGCGAUUAUACGGACAGUCACCCCCAAUCAAAGUUGGAAGUCGAAUCACCAUAUCUGAUGCGCCUAGUACCGCACCUCGAGUCCCACUCUCUUCCCGCAUUAGAAAACUUCUCUUCGGCGUUCAAUAACAUUUCGGUCCAACACGUGAAGGCACCGUAA